Molecule: messenger RNA, 1340 nt
Organism: Neomonachus schauinslandi (Hawaiian monk seal)
Lineage: Eukaryota; Metazoa; Chordata; Mammalia; Carnivora; Phocidae
Gene: UBTD2
Product: ubiquitin domain containing 2
Exons: 3
Coding region: 188-892 (234 amino acids)
Molecular function (GO): protein binding
Source: RefSeq, a predicted model, not a curated record
GGAGGAAGGGGCCGAGCCAAGGCGGUGGGUGGAGCGGCGAGGGGGGCGGAGGCUGGGCCGCGGCGGGCGAGCGGAGCGGCGCGCCUGUCCGGGGCUCGGUGGCGGCGGCGGCGGCGCUUGAGGAGGCAGAGGCGGCGGCGGGCCGGACGAGCGCCCGGAGGUGGCGGACGAGGCGCCGGGGGCCCCCAUGGGCGGGUGUGUGGGCGCCCAGCACGACUCCUCGGGCAGCCUCAACGAGAACUCGGAGGGCACCGGAGUCGCUUUAGGUCGUAACCAGCCUUUGAAAAAGGAGAAACCCAAAUGGAAAAGCGAUUAUCCCAUGACAGAUGGACAACUGCGCAGCAAGAGGGAUGAAUUUUGGGAUACUGCACCAGCUUUUGAAGGCCGUAAAGAGAUUUGGGAUGCCUUGAAGGCUGCCGCACAUGCUUUUGAAAGCAAUGAUCAUGAACUGGCACAAGCAAUCAUUGAUGGUGCAAACAUAACAUUACCACAUGGUGCACUCACAGAGUGCUAUGAUGAACUGGGCAACCGGUAUCAGCUUCCAGUCUACUGCUUGGCACCACCAAUUAACAUGAUAGAGGAAAAGAGCGACAUAGAGACUCUGGAUAUUCCUGAGCCACCACCUAAUUCUGGAUAUGAAUGUCAGCUCCGUUUGCGCCUUUCCACAGGCAAAGACCUCAAACUUGUGGUCCGCAGCACAGACACUGUAUACCACAUGAAGAGGAGGCUACAUGCAGCAGAAGGAGUGGAACCGAGUAGCCAGCGAUGGUUCUUUUCGGGCAGACCUCUCACCGACAAAAUGAAGUUGGAAGAGCUGAAGAUCCCAAAGGACUAUGUUGUACAAGUUAUAAUGAGCCAGCCUUUGCAAAACCCAACACCAGUUGAGAACUGAUUGAUCCUACUGGCUGGUCCCAGGAUCCCUCCCACUCCUUUUUAUUGUCGUUGUCAUUUCCUACUCUAUGGCGUGAAAUUUAUUUUCACUGCUCUGAAUUCCAUAUGAAUGGAUUUAGUUCUGAGGAAUUACCAGUGAAAAAUUCCAUCUGUGAUGGAGACCAACAAAAAUAAUUAAUAAAACACAAAGAGCCAGCCUUUGAGACUCAUGUAAUUACAGUUUCUAAUUUGAAAGGCAGUUAAAAAAUAGAUAACCAUUUAUUUUAAAACACCCAACAACAAUGUAACAACUGUAUUUAAAUGAUUUGGACUGUAAAUAGAAUGUUACGUCCAUGAAGAACAGCACCAAGCACCUUGUCAAUACAGAAUUUGAAUAUACAUAUAUAUAUACACAUACGUAUGUGUAUAUAUAUAUAUAUAUAUAUACCCGAAAAUAUCAAUAACAGUUA